GUUGAAAACGCAGCUAGUUGACUUUCAACAGCUGAGGGAGGUUUAAUGGCUUGAUACACACGUUGUAACUUGCAUAUUUUCAUAGAAAAAAACCAUGAAUUUUAUCAGGACUCGCCUUUCCAUUGGCAACUUUAUAGGUCAGAGGUGCAGACAGGUCACUGAAACAUGGAGCCACAGAGGGAUGUGCACUAAACCACAGGAGGUCAAAGCAGAGCCUCCACCUUCAGUCCCAGCAAAACCAUAUACUGCAGGGUUCAAACUCCCAGGCUACAAACCCUCAAAUCUGGACAGGAAGAUUCUGAUCUGGUCGGGACGUUUUAAGACGCCCGACCAGAUACCUGAGUUUGUUUCGUUUGAAAUGAUUGAUGCUGCCAGAAACAAAGUCAGAGUGAAAGUCUGCUACAUAAUGAUAGCGGUCACAAUGGGGGCCUGUUUGCUGAUGGUAGUCCUGGGCAAACGGGCUGCACACAAUAACGAAUCCUUGACGAGUAUGAACAUGGCGAAGAAAGCUAAAUGGAGGGAAGAAGUAGAAAGAGACAAGGGAGCUGCUGUUGCUGUCCUGUCUGAGAAGGCGCAGUGAUGAGACAAUCCCCUCCUAAUACCGGCCCAAUAGCAUCCCCGUUAUUUACGUGUCAGUUUCCUUCCCAGAGGGCGACCAAAGGAAAUCAGAGCAGUUGAUAGUUAAUGGUUUGGCAACUUGGAGAUUGAACACAACUAUGGAUUCUUUAAUCGUUUUUGAAAGCCAAUGUCAGGUUUUUAUCCUUUUCUGUGAAUAUAAUCGGGUUAUAAACUGGCACCUGUUUUGAGGAAAGGGUGAUAGCAAAUUAUUAUGGUGUCAGAAUGUGGUUGUAUUAGGAGAGUGGAAACACAGCUGGACUUUACUUCGUACUUUGACAGAGGCUGUAGGAGUUUGACGAAUUCUUUACAUUUACUACACAGCAAAAUAAUGAUUUGCAGAUAAAUCAGACGCCAAUUAAGUUUUCUAUUGAUUAUUGCUUCUAGUAAACUUUCAACACAUACCUCUUAAGAUCUCAAAGAUGAAUACCUUAGGUAUUUCUGUUUUGAUAUUUGCCUCAGAGGCAACAGCUCACCUUGUCAAAUGGUCUUCAGUGUUGUGACAUCCAUGUUUGUAUAUAGUGAGCACCACAAUAUAAAUCAAUAAAGAGUUCUCUUCUUGACAA
This is a messenger RNA of Centropristis striata (black sea bass), 1181 nucleotides long. It is a transcript of the gene fam162a, whose product is annotated as family with sequence similarity 162 member A. The coding region runs from base 95 to 580 and encodes 161 amino acids. The record is from RefSeq and is a predicted model, not a curated record. NCBI's taxonomy places the organism in Eukaryota, Metazoa, Chordata, Actinopteri, Perciformes, Serranidae. The transcript is spliced from 5 exons. Gene Ontology annotation, cellular component: mitochondrion. Gene Ontology annotation, biological process: positive regulation of release of cytochrome c from mitochondria; neuron apoptotic process; cellular response to hypoxia.